UUUACUGCCAAAAGAACACGGCAAAGACCGCGUGAAUGAUUCGGUCUUCGGUCGUUAAAAUACAUAUUUUUUUAAUCGACAAGAUUAGUCAAUCGAGUGACGCAAGAUCCGAACCAGCUUCUCUCCUUACUUAUACUAGCCUACUGAACUGUAUAAACGUAAUGACUUAAUUGUAUUGGUUAGAUUCCUAUUUCCAAUCGAUGGCCGAGCCAGGCAACGACGACAAGCCAGUGAGGAAGAUUGCCCAGUCGUUCAAGGAGCUCGCAGCGGCCGUGAACUCCCAGACGGCGGACGUCGAGGUCGCGCCUUUCUCUCACGCCUGCUCUCUUGUGUUCCCUCUCCUCGGCUGCCUCGGCAUCGCUUUCAAGUUUGCGGAGAUGGACUUCGUCCCCAAGGUUCGUGAUCUGGCAGACGCAUCCAAGUCAAUCAAGACCUUGCCGGCUUUGCUGGAUCACGAUAUGGAAAGGAACUGUGUCAGGAAAGCAGGUAGCCAUUCGAGAAAUCUGCUGAGGGUGAAUCGUGGCCUGGACGUGGUCAGGGUAAUCUUCGAACAGAUUCUUGAAUCAGAGGGGGAUUCCUUCAAGGAUAUAGUCUCCAAGGCUUACGCGCAGGUUCUUGCUCCUCACCAUGGGUGGGCUAUUAGGAAAGCUGUAGCUGCUGGGUUGUAUGCCCUUCCCACAAGGGCACAGUUAUUGAAGAAAAUCAAAGAGGAUGAGAACUCGUCGAAGAUUCAUUUGCGGGAUUACAUCGUUGCUUCAGAGACUGUCAUUCUUUACAUCAACGGACUCUUCCUUUCUAGAGACCUAGGCAUUGAAUGGUAAACGUAUGACACACGUUCGGAUGUAUCCGUACACGAUUGCAUAGUCACCUUGAGUUUGUCUGAGCGGUAAAGUGGUGGUGAUCUGUCCGGUCAGGGUUCUGAAGGCUUUUCAGGUGGCUUUUUGGCCACAGCGUCUGCUUGUAGGCUUGAGCUUUCAAGUAGAAAAAUGUAUUAGAAUGAUAAAAUCUGAACCGUAUGCAAAAUAUGGACACUACGUACUUUAA
This is a messenger RNA of Eucalyptus grandis, 1044 nucleotides long. RefSeq names its product accelerated cell death 11. The record is from RefSeq and is a predicted model, not a curated record. Gene Ontology annotation, cellular component: cytosol; membrane; cytoplasm. Gene Ontology annotation, biological process: intermembrane lipid transfer; ceramide transport. NCBI's taxonomy places the organism in Eukaryota, Viridiplantae, Streptophyta, Magnoliopsida, Myrtales, Myrtaceae. Gene Ontology annotation, molecular function: ceramide 1-phosphate transfer activity; ceramide 1-phosphate binding. The transcript is spliced from 4 exons. The coding region runs from base 201 to 821 and encodes 206 amino acids.